Molecule: messenger RNA, 3678 nt
Organism: Pestalotiopsis fici W106-1
Lineage: Eukaryota; Fungi; Ascomycota; Sordariomycetes; Amphisphaeriales; Sporocadaceae
Exons: 4
Coding region: 1-3678 (1225 amino acids)
Biological process (GO): nucleoside metabolic process
Molecular function (GO): catalytic activity; protein binding
Source: RefSeq, a predicted model, not a curated record
AUGUCAACCACUGAUCACUUUAGUAUCGGGUGGAUUUGUGCCAUCGACACGGAGAUCAUUGCUGCCGAGAUCAUGUUUGACGAAAUACUCAGCGCACCGGAUGGUAUCCCUACGAGUGACGUGAACUCCUACAAGUUUGGUCGCAUCUCAGGGCAUCAUGUCGUUGUCGCUUGCCUGCCGCAAAGUCAAUAUGGAAUCUCGAAUGCGACCGCCGCUGUGAAAGAUAUGUUACGCAGCUUCCCUAUAAAGACUGUUGUUAUGGUGGGAAUUGCGGGCGGCGCGCCAAAUCUUGCCAAUGGCGUUGAUAUCCGCCUUGGAGAUGUGGUCGUAAGCUCGCCAGGCUCUCACAAUGGUGGAGUGUUGCAGUAUGGGUAUGGAAAGAAGCACCAAGAUGAAAAUGACCCGUUGCGCUUCGAGACGACCGGCCAUCUAAAUCAGCCUCCACUCAGCAUGCUCAAUGCUGUGAACCAGUUGAAAGCCACUCACCGAAUGGAGGGACACCAAAUCCAGCGAAAUAUGGAGGAAGCAUUGCUCAAAAGACCAAAACUCAAGGCAAAGUUAAGGCGAGAGCUUCAACGUCCUGAUACCGCGACGGACAGACUCUACCAGUCCAGCAUCAUCCAUGCUGAGGAUCAUAGGACCUGUGACGCUUGCGGGGAUGAUCAAGCGACACUAGCCAUGAGAGAUGCGCGAGAUCCGGACGACGACGACCCAGUGAUCCACUACGGUCUUAUAGCAUCUUCCGACUCUUUAAUGAAAGACGCUAUAAUGCGGGACAGAUUAUCGCGGGAGAGGAAUGUCCUGUGCUUUGAGAUGGAAGCCGCUGGGUUAAUGAAUCACGUCCCUUGCAUUGCAAUACGUGGCAUUUGUGAUUACUCGGAUUCUCACAAGAACAAAAUCUGGCAAGGGUACGCCGCAAUGACAGCAGCUGCAUAUGCGAAGGAGCUCCUUGGCGACAUACGGCCUGAUCAGAUGAGAGCAGAAGGGCGACUCAUUGACAGACUUGAAGCAGGUCUGUCUAAAUUGAAUAAUGAAGUGGCGGACAUCAAAAAUGGAAUUCAUCGAGGGAAAAUCGCGAAGUGGCUAUCACCACCUGACCCUUCGACCAACCUCAAUAAGGCACAAGCUCAGCAUCAGAGCGGUACUGGCGAUUGGUUUCUCGGGUCUGAUACGUAUCUGACUUGGAAGAAAGAACGGAACUCCUUCUUGUGGCUUCAUGGCAUACCGGGAUGUGGAAAAACAGUCUUGAGCUCUAGUAUUGUUGCCGACAUAGCUUCAAGUCCAUUGUCGUCGCAAAGUCUGCUGUACUUUUACUUCGACUUUAAUGAUGCCGAUAAACAAUCGCUCGGAGGGGCAGUGCGUUCGCUAAUUUCUCAAAUGUACUCUCAGCAGAAAGUUAUUCGGAGCCAAGUCGAAGCCUUGCACUCGUCGUGUCAAGGGGGAGAUCGUCAGCCGGAUGAUGCAUCCUUACAUAAGCUUCUUCAUGACAUACUACAGCACGCUGGAGAGGUUUGGAUGGUACUUGAUGCACUGGAUGAAUGUCAUAAUCGAGAUGAAGACCCAAGGCACAAACUACUGCCGUGGAUCAAAGGUCUCCGAGACCUCGGUCUGAACAUCCACAUCAUGGUCACGAGUCGACCCGAGCAAGACAUCAAGUCAUCUGUUGAGGCAUGGGCCAGUAACAAAGAAAUGAUUCAUCUACGAAGCAACUUGGUGGAUGAUGAUAUCAAAGCGUACAUCAAAUCAAAGAUCGAAGCCAUGGACAGAUGGAAAACCCGAUCCGAUGUCCGAGAAACCAUCGAGACUGCUUUGUCACAGAAGGCAAAUGGAAUGUUUCGUUGGGUCUCUUGCCAAUUCGAUGUUCUGAAUGACUGCAUUGAUUUGCCAUCCGUACAAAGGGAAUUACAAAAUCUUCCUCGGAGUCUAGAGGCAACAUACGAACGGAUCUUACAAAAUGUGAAAGAGCAGCAUCGCAGAUAUGCAACGCGACUAUUGCAAUUCUUGACUUAUUCGGAUCGACCACUUAGGCUGGAAGAGGCGGUGGACGCAAUCGCGGUCGACACAUCUAGCCAGCCUCGAUUUGACCCGAAGAAUCGAUUACCUAUUCCACACGACAUAAUUCAAUGCUGCUCCAGCCUCGUAGUUCUAGUCAAAGCAAGGAAUGGAGUUGACGAGCUCAACCUUGCUCACUUUUCUGUCCAGGAAUACCUCAUGUCAAGCCGACCAAAAGCGUUCUUGACGGAAGAUCUUGAGAAGCUGAAUGCUACUGCUGCUAUCCUGGAGACAUGUCUGUCCUAUCUGCUUGACAUAGAGUGUUCAACCGGGGAGUUUCAACUGCCAUUUGGAAAAGAUGAUAGGUAUCCCUUAGUGGAUUACUGUGUUGACAAUUGGUUGGACUAUGCGACUUUCGUCGAGCUAUCUACAAAGAAGGCGGUUCCUAUUGUCUUGGAAUACCUCCACUCGGAAAGAUUCACCAUAAUCCGAAAUGUGUACCAGGACAGUUCGGAACACCGACCAAGAGACAAGGGAGGUCUUCGUACUUUAACAUUGUCGAGAAGCGGAGAUGUCGAAGUUAUUGAGGAAAGUGUUGCGCGUUUGCGCUGCGCAGCGUCUGGCGGCCUACAAUAUACCACUCGUGUUCUACUUGCUAGAGGGGUAGAUAUCAACGCUAGAUCGAGGUGGAGAAAUACCGCUAUAUCCAUUGCUUCAUACUUUGGCCAUUUGGAUGUGGUACAGGAACUGCUCAAGAAUGGAGCGGCAGUGAACACACAAUCCGGAUGUCAUGAGCGCGACGCUCUUCGAUGCGCCUCAAUGAAAGGUCAUACUGAGAUCGUUCAACUGCUACUCGAUCACAAAGCAGAAAUUCAUACAAAUGACUCAGAGCGCGAGAAUGCCCUACAUCUUGCUUUACGUUAUGAUCAUAUUGAGGUCGUCCAGAGAUUGCUCGAGUACGGGGCGAAUGCUGAUCAAAGUGGGGGACGGCGUAAGCCUCCACUCUUUGUCGCUUUAGAGCGUGGUAAUACAGACAUGGUUCGAACGUUGCUUCUCCAUGGCGCCGAUGUUACCAUCCAAAUUCACCACAAAUGCGCUCUAGCCAUCGCCUCACUCAACGGAUAUGAAGAGAUCGUUCGAAUAUUGCUCGCACAUUGUCCACAUGUAAGGUUGCAUGAUCCUCAAGGGAUUGCCAUGACAGGCGCCGUAAGGAAAGGACACUUGAAAAUAGUCCAAAUGUUGCUUGAUCAUGGAGUGGAUAUCAACGCUCGUGUCAAGAUAACGUAUAGGAACACUCACUGUAUGUUCACUGCUCCCCCACCAGGCGACGAUGGCGAAACUUUCCUUGCUCUGGCUUCGCGCUCAGGGCAUACUGAAGUCGUUGAGGUCCUGCUCGCCCGCGGCGCAAAUGUCAACGCACAAUCCCUUGAUGGCAGUGCUCUCGAACAGGCUACAUCGCAAGGACAUAUAGAAGUCGUGCGAGCUUUGCUCAACCAUGGUGCACAUGAUAUAAAUGGUCGAGCCCUCGCAUAUGCUCUACGCCAGAAAACUCAAUUUAAUGAGUUCGGGGAUAUUGCCCAGCUCCUCCAGCCUGAAGCCAUGACUUCGAUGAAACGCAUAGCAACGGCUGAUUCGGAUUUGAAUUUCCACAAAAAGAGAGGAAUGAUAUCAUCAGGUGACACCUAG